Messenger RNA from Aspergillus mulundensis, 1245 nucleotides. RefSeq lists its product as uncharacterized. The transcript has 2 exons. The coding region runs from base 1 to 1245 and encodes 414 amino acids. The record is from RefSeq and is a predicted model, not a curated record. NCBI's taxonomy places the organism in Eukaryota, Fungi, Ascomycota, Eurotiomycetes, Eurotiales, Aspergillaceae.
AUGUGUCCCCCGAAUAUGGGAAUCCCACCGGGGAGACAAGCGCAGAUACUCGCAGCCCACGUUAGACUACAGCUGCAGGUCGCGAGAGAAUCCUUCGCACCCGCCCCCAAGCUCUCUGAGGUUCCACAAAAUAUCACACACUUAAUGCAUAUGUUCACAAGCAUUGUUACCUCAGGGGAGUUCGAUCGAGCCUUCGAACGCUUCGGAAUCACGGAGCAGGAGGCCAACGAUCACCCUGUUCCAAACCCCGCCCGAAUCCUCCUGCGGUUCGAGAAGUUUUACGAGUGGGUGCGUACAAUGGGUUGGGCUUGGGUAGAUGAGGAGGGGAGUAAGAGUGAGAGCCAGAGCCUGGUUGGAAGUACAACUUCAAACACCGACACUGAGUCCAAAGAGACCGAACCCAACGCCUGGACGAAGUCAUACAACGCCCCGACCGAAGAUCAUCUCGAAGUCUUCCAUCAUAACAUGGGCCGGAUCCUCGAAUACAUGAUUGAGGCACUGAACAGCCUCGCGACUCUGGCGCAGGCUCAGGCAGACGGGAUGGGCGAAGACCAUAUUGGCGCCGCCGCCGCCCAAAUGAUCGCCCACUUCCACGACGCGUAUCGAGUCACGGGGUUCCUGUGGGAGAUGGAGAGGUGGUUGAGGUCGCCGCUUGUCCAGCCUGAGAGCACACCUGGACAUGAUGCAGACGUCGAUGACGCGGACGCCGGUGGGACGGGGAACAGUGAGACCGCUACCGAGCCGGCGGACUGGAAUGUGGAUUCUCCAGGCGCAGAAGACGCAGAAGAGCCUCAGGAGCUGGAGUACCCGGAAACCAUCGACUCCGAGCCUGAAACCAUUCCGUCCGAGCGCCCGGCAGCGUUAGCACCCAGCGAACCCACCAUCCAACCCCCCACCCCCCAAACCCAACCCAUCCCCCUCCAGCGCCCCAAUCCCCGUCCCCGCACUCUGUGGCCAGUCAUCAUGGACCCACCCCUCGUGGAAGGAAACAUGUUCGAGGACGCCAAUGAACGGUACGUACUGAGCCUAAUGAGGGCACACCCGGCCAUCCACUGGGGGCGCGUGUUUGUGGCCGUUGGCGUGGCAUUCUUCCACAAGGAGAACUGGGCUCCGUGGGUCAGGCGCAAGAGGGAGUUCGUUCCGCCGCACGGAAGCCCCGCGAUGCUGAAUAUGGUUGUUUACAAUCUGUUGAAUUUUCGCGCUGAUGAUGUGUUGCGUGCGGGGGGAUGGCGCAUCGCAGGUUAG